CGUUCCCACCUCCUGCUCCAACUCCCAAGGCCAAAGGUCUCUGGCUCUCGAAAUAUUGUUCCCAUUUCGCCCACCAACUUUUUGGGGUUCUCUUCCCGAAAUGGACCUCCUCGAAAUGCCCCUGGAGGAUAUCGUGCUCCGCUUCCACUCCCUCCCCGCCGCUGUCGCUGCCGGCUCCCUCUGCGCCGGCCUCGCCGUCCUCGCAGCUGCCCUCGGCCUCUGGCGCAUCCGGGCCGUGGGAUCCCGAUCCGACGUCUCUCUCCCUCACUCCCCCACUCCUCCCAAGCCCGAGCCGGCCCAAGCCCCGGCUCCGGCGCCGGCGCCGGUGCCGAGGUCUCCCGAGCCGACCGCACGGGCCCUGCACUGCCACGUGGAGGACGCCGGCACUCCCAAGGCCCGGUUCACGGCGUACUACGGCUCCUGCGACCGGUUCGACGUGGAGGAUGACGGUGACGAGCAAGCGGAGGUCGAUAACGGACGGAAGAAUGACGGCGCUAGUCUCGUUCGGGCUCGUUUGACGGCGCCGAUAGCGCCGUUGGAGGGAUUUGGGUGGGAGGGUUUGAUGGUUAGGAGGCGGGGGGACCUUGGGUGGUACCGUUACCAGGACCUGACGGCCCUUAACGGCAGCGUCGUCCGGUUGUGGGACGGCGACAGUGUUUGGACGGCGACGUCACGGAGGAGGUCGCCGAUGGGACUGUAGGGGUAUAACGGGAAUUUGGAGGGAAUUUGCGAAAUGUAUAUAAUUUUUAUAUAAUUAUAAUUUUGCCCUUUUAUCUUCUUCUCA
Messenger RNA from Phoenix dactylifera (date palm), 784 nucleotides. RefSeq lists its product as uncharacterized. The record is from RefSeq and is a predicted model, not a curated record. Lineage: Eukaryota; Viridiplantae; Streptophyta; Magnoliopsida; Arecales; Arecaceae.